Bicyclus anynana (squinting bush brown) is the source of this 2633-nucleotide messenger RNA. It is a transcript of the gene U2af38, whose product is annotated as splicing factor U2af 38 kDa subunit. Gene Ontology annotation, cellular component: U2AF complex; spliceosomal complex. The coding region runs from base 226 to 912 and encodes 228 amino acids. The record is from RefSeq and is a predicted model, not a curated record. Gene Ontology annotation, molecular function: pre-mRNA 3'-splice site binding; metal ion binding. The transcript is spliced from 5 exons. Lineage: Eukaryota; Metazoa; Arthropoda; Insecta; Lepidoptera; Nymphalidae. Gene Ontology annotation, biological process: mRNA splicing, via spliceosome.
GCUCCGUUCUUUUGUUUAUGGAAAUUGGAAAAUAUAAAAAAAAUUGUAGCUGAUUAAAUGCGAAUUGCGAAGCGAAGGUGUUUUGAAACGAAUAUUUGGAUGAAAAAUAUAAAUAACAUGUGUUGAAAUAUUUAAAGUUAAAUUAGAAACCUUGUGUAUUCUUAUGUUUCAAGUCUAAAGAGUUUUGUAAGUGUUACUACCCAACUGUCACGUAGUUGAUCUAUUAUGGCCGAAUAUUUGGCGGCUAUAUUUGGUACCGAAAAGGACAAAGUUAACUGCUCCUUUUACUUUAAAAUUGGAGCCUGUCGACAUGGGGACCGAUGUUCUCGUAUUCAUAAUAAACCUACUUUCUCACAAACUGUGUUGUUGCAAAAUUUGUAUGUGAACCCUCAGAACUCAGCCAAAUCUGCAGAUGGUAGUCACUUGGUGGUAGCAAAUGUGUCGGACGAAGAGAUGCAGGAGCACUAUGAUAAUUUCUUUGAAGACGUUUUUGUUGAAUGUGAAGACAAGUAUGGGGAAAUUGAGGAAAUGAAUGUGUGUGACAACCUUGGAGAUCAUCUAGUGGGAAAUGUUUAUAUUAAGUUUCGCCGUGAAGAAGACGCGGAGAAGGCAGUCAAUGACCUUAACAACCGUUGGUUUGGCGGGCGGCCUGUGUACGCCGAGCUGUCGCCCGUCACCGACUUCCGUGAGGCUUGCUGCCGGCAGUACGAGAUGGGAGAGUGCACCAGGAGUGGAUUCUGUAACUUCAUGCACCUCAAACCCAUCUCCAGAGAACUGAGAAGGUACCUGUACGCGCGUCGUAAGGGCGGUCGCAAGUCGCGCAGUCGGUCGCGCGAACGUCGCCGUCGCUCGCGCUCCCGGGAGCGUCGCGGUCGCGAGCCGCCGAGGAACUCGCGCUCGGGCCGAUACUAACUGUAUUGAUACUGACCGCACACAAUAGCACAGGCUAGUCUGGCAAGUUCGUUGAUGACACUCCCACGAUAUGCGGGCGAAGGGGGGAAAGACUUCGCGAGUGUGAAGUCGUGCGUGCGGGGAAGUGAGGUGCAUCAGUCGUGGGUUUUUCAUUCAUCGCUACACUACUCCCGGCCCGCGCGGGCCUUCGGGAGUGUUACGAACGAAGUUGCCAAGCUAUAUAAUGAUUAUAUCAUUGGAAUUUGGGUAUUUGACAAUUAUUUUUUAUUGUUUACAUUAAAAGCUCAGAAUACAGAAAACACCAGAAGACAUAAUAAAUAUGGUUCAAUCGUGACGUCAUUCUUCGUCAGAUCAUUUCAGAAUUUUUUUUGGUAUUUAAUUGUUAAUAUUGAUUUAAUUUUCUCGUAUGUCUCAUAAAAAUCGAUAUAUUAUAUUUAAAGUUAGUCAAAUACCCAAUUCUUAGUACCGACUGAAGAGUUUCGUACGGCAUUUGCUUUUGUUUAUGAUGAAGGUGGACUGACUGUGUGCGAUCAAUUUUAAAAUUAAGUCUUAUUUACAUUUUCGUGGUAUGGUAUAUUUUAUUUAAAUAUAAUUGUAUCAUGUUUCAGCCUAAAUUAUAGAUCUAUUACAAUAUCUGUUUAGAUAUUUUUUCGUUCCGGUAUAACUUCAUAUAAAACAAGUUAAAAUCAAUGAAAAACCCCUGAAGUUUAUGAAAUCAACUAGAAUAAGCCAGAAAUGCUUCCAUCACAACAGAAAACUUUAAAUGGUGGUUCAAUAUGUGAGGUGGAUCAAAGAAAAUUUUUUACUGGCUUUCAAAUGAAAAAAAACGCAUGAAAAUCGGUCCCUUCGUUUGUGAAUACAAUGCCAUAGACAGACAGACUUCGACGUCAAAAUUAUUGAAAGCCUUUUUUGUUGUGCUAGGGGUUAAAAAACGUCGUGAACGCUUAUAAAAUCCGAUUAUUAUGUGAAAUGAAAAUUUACUUUAUUUUUAAUGCCUCGUUUGCCAACGGUGUUCAGAAUAUGUGGCUUGAUUCGAUAGCUAAUAAUAAUAAAAUAUAGCUAUUAGCUAGACUCCGCGCCACGAAACAAGUCCCUUAGACGCGGCACUAAUGUCAUAAUGGCGUUCAUAGUCAUUUGGUAAUGGCGUUCUUAUUGUCAUUUGUGCAAGGCGCUGACAAUUUUUGUUUAGGUUUUAGCCGCGGCACUUCUUUCGUGGCACGGGGUCUAUAGAAUUCAUAUACCUAUUGUCAGUUCAUACAAAGUUUAAACCUCAAAUGUUAUUUAAAUAGUGUGCUUAUGAUUUGGAAGGUUGACGAAAUAAAAAGUACUUUUGUACUAUUUUUUUUAUUAAAUGAAAUGUUUUUUGUAGAAAAUAGAAUACCCAAACCACGAAAUGUACCGAAAUGCAGCAACUGAUAUCCACUUUUUAGGUUAUGUGACAAAGUAAUUUUCACAUACAAGAGACUCGUGCUGUCUCCCUUACAACAUUUUGACUGACAGAGACAGACAGAGAUCAUUGAUAUUUUUACAUAAGUGUAGUGUUAAAAUAUGUCUGCCGUAGAUAUGUAAUUUAUAUUUGAACUUAUAAGUUUUCUAAGAAAAUAUAUAUAGCUACUAAAAUAUUCUCUAAGGUACCUGUUGCUGUAUUUCGUAUUCUAUAAUAGUGUUAUAAUAAGAAAAUGUAAUGUAUUGCAUUAAUAAUAAGAAUUCAUUCCUAUAAA